Messenger RNA from Galdieria sulphuraria, 911 nucleotides. RefSeq names its product choline dehydrogenase. Lineage: Eukaryota; Rhodophyta; Bangiophyceae; Galdieriales; Galdieriaceae. Bases 27 to 881 code for a protein of 284 amino acids. The record is from RefSeq and is a predicted model, not a curated record. The transcript has a single exon. Gene Ontology annotation, molecular function: oxidoreductase activity, acting on CH-OH group of donors; flavin adenine dinucleotide binding.
UUUAAAUUCCCCACAAGGAAGAACAGAUGAAUCUCAUGAAGACCUCAUUUAUUUCGUGUUGUUGUUUACCAACUUGUAAGUCAUCAAAGGUCGACAGGAAAGGAUGGAAAAGAGCUUUUCUAAAAGUGCUGAAACGUAAAAAAAGCUUGCGCGCUUAUUUUUGGAAAGAUAAACAAUAUAUUAGCACAGUGCCUGUGGCAGCCUCUCUGGAAAAUGAUGUCCAUAAUGGUUUUGAUCGUUCGAGAGAGUUCGACUAUGUAAUUGUUGGUGGUGGUGCCGCAGGUUGUGUUCUUGCUUCUCGUCUUUCAGAGGAUAGAAGUUCUACGGUCCUUUUGCUGGAAGCCGGCAAGGAAGAUUCCAACUUUUACAUACAUGUUCCGAUGGGCUUUCCAUACCUCGUUGGAAGCGAUUUGGAUUGGAAGUAUCAAUCAGCCAACGAAGAGAAACUAUUUGAUAGAAAAGUAAUAUGGCCAAGAGGGAAGGUGCUCGGUGGAAGUCAUACGAUAUCAGUCGCGUUAUAUCUCCGAGGAAGUGCUAAUGAUUAUAGAGAUUGGGAAAAAAGUGGAGCUACUGGCUGGGGUCCUGAAGACGUUUUGCCAUACUUUUUAAAAGCAGAAAAUAAUUUAAGAGGUGCUAGUGCCUAUCAUGGUAAAGGUGGCCCUUUGAAAGUGAGCGAUCUUCCUAGUCCCAAUGAAAUGUCACAAGCCUUUGUGAUUGCUGGUCAGACUCUGGAUAUUCCUUGUAACAAAGACUUCAAUGACUGGUCACAUUCUCAAGAAGGAAUAGGCUUUUUUCAAGUGACUCAGGCUGAUGGGAAACGUGUUUCACCUGCUACCUGCUUAUUUACAUCCAGUUCGAGGCCCAAGAAAUCUCUUUGUUGAAACUCAAAAGCAUGUGGAGAAGAUCCUUUU